UCUGUAGCGGCCGGUCCGAUCUUAGUCACCCAUUCGCGAGCCCUCCAUUUGCCCCACGGCCGCAACUAAUUAUCCUUCAAAUCGCCACGACUUUGCUCUUCCUUCCAUCUACUCCUCCUACCCGCGAACGCCCCCGCCUGCCUCGGGGGUGGACCUACACGUCGUCGACGCAGAGACAUCGACCCAGGCUUCAUAGCCUGAGAUUCGACACCGCAAGAAGCAAUGGCGCCAUCACACUUGCAGGGACUGAAUAUCGUCCAGCCCUCGCCGCCAGCAACACCAUACCUGUCCGACGCAGAUCUCCUCUCGCUCCCCAUACCCGAUCUGAACGCGCAGCUCGAGCUAUGGACGAACCUUAACUUCCAGUCCGAUGAACCUCUCGUCCCCAUCGAGAGGGCGAAAAAUGCGGAGUUAUCGAAGGGCAAGCACGUCGCGGACGAUUACGAUCACUACAACGAUCAGGACGACGAGGGGCGGUCGAGGGGCGGGAUCGCGGAGACGACCGCCCACGAGAACGUUGUCACCCCGACCGUGCUGCCUCCCACCGGUGUCGCCCACAACGGACAUGCCAACCCGCCGGGCGGCGUCCCGGCUGGGACGCAGAUGCCGAUGGACAUCUCGAGCAUCCUCGCGAGCUUCGGCAUCGACCCGUUCAUGGCCCCUGUCAUGCAGCAGCCAGCAAACCAAGCGGCGAACGCCAACUCCAUCGCGCACCUGCUCGCGAUGCAAGCGACCAGCUUCCUCCCUCCACAGCUGAACCCUCAGGCUUCCGUGCCCGCCGUCCAGCCUGCGCAGCCCGCUCCUGCGCAGCCCGCCCAGCAGCCCCAGACGCAGCAGCAGCAGCAGCGACAGCAGUCCCAGACCCCUGCUCCUGCUCCGAAGCGUCCUCGCACUGCUCGUAUGUCCGUCUCGUCGGCCGAUACACCUGUACCGGAGAGUCCGGAGUCGGACGACAAGACGUCGAUGACUCCUACGGAGGACAAGCGACGUCGCAACACUGCGGCGUCUGCCCGGUUCAGGUUGAAGAAGAAGGAGCGCGAGGCGGCGCUGGAGCGGAAGGCCAAGGAGCUCGAGGUGCGCGUGGGGGAGCUGGAGAAGGAGUGCGAGGCGCUCCGCAGAGAGAACGGGUGGUUGAAGGGCCUGGUGGUGGGCGUGACGGGCGCGGGCGCCGUGCAGCAGCCGCAAGGGACUGGCGUCGUAGGCGCGAAGAGGUCUAGAGAAGAGAGCGAAGCUCUAGCGCAGGAUCAAAGUGUAUCGAGUGUCUAAGAGGGUAUAUUGUCAGUCAGUAACGUGUGCCAUUUCGCGUGUUUAUUACCUUUCUCAUUCUACUUGCCUGGUUUUCAGAACGUUUUGUAACCGGUUCCGUCGUUGCCGCGAGCUUGUGUAUACAAGAUAUGUUGCGUAUGUGUAUGGUCCGUAUCAAGUUCAUGCCGGCAUCUCUCCCAGCCCUGUAUCCCAUAGUCGAGUAGUCCAAUCCCAAAUGUUCGACCACA
Fomitopsis serialis is the source of this 1493-nucleotide messenger RNA. RefSeq lists its product as uncharacterized. The transcript has a single exon. Gene Ontology annotation, molecular function: DNA-binding transcription activator activity, RNA polymerase II-specific; RNA polymerase II transcription regulatory region sequence-specific DNA binding. Gene Ontology annotation, biological process: regulation of transcription by RNA polymerase II. The record is from RefSeq and is a predicted model, not a curated record. Gene Ontology annotation, cellular component: nucleus. Bases 223 to 1266 code for a protein of 347 amino acids. Lineage: Eukaryota; Fungi; Basidiomycota; Agaricomycetes; Polyporales; Fomitopsidaceae.